Rhipicephalus sanguineus (brown dog tick) is the source of this 11759-nucleotide messenger RNA. Its product is annotated as polyamine-transporting ATPase 13A3. Gene Ontology annotation, cellular component: membrane. Gene Ontology annotation, molecular function: polyamine transmembrane transporter activity; ATP hydrolysis activity; P-type ion transporter activity. Gene Ontology annotation, biological process: intracellular calcium ion homeostasis; polyamine transmembrane transport. The record is from RefSeq and is a predicted model, not a curated record. Bases 667 to 4521 code for a protein of 1284 amino acids. NCBI's taxonomy places the organism in Eukaryota, Metazoa, Arthropoda, Arachnida, Ixodida, Ixodidae. The transcript has 28 exons.
UCUGCUUCGAGUACGGUGUGGUCGAGCGAGCGAUAUCCUAUCUGCCCCCGCACAGCAGCCGUGUGGGCCGACCGUAUUCGCUGAUAUCGAAUCUCCAUCGGCGCUUUGGAUCGAGACUCGCCUCCGGUGUACCGGCCGCGGCUUCCCGAUCCUCAUCUUCCCCGGAGACGAGGUCCAGACGUUGCGGCCGAGCUCGUAGCUAAGCCUAUCCCCGAAGCCCGUCGCUGUGAUCGCGGUAACCCACGCCUCCUUGUCGGCGCGCGCGGCCGCUAACAACGAGCCGCUCGAUUCUACCUUUCUAACGGGAGUCGUACCCACGUUCGAGAGCCGCCAUGGAGCGUAUGGACCAGCCUGAAUCAUCCUGACACGACUACUUCGAGCAUAGGUCACUUAGAGAAACUACGAUGUUGCCCAGAUGAGACCCGGCGUUUGACUGUCUUGGGACAGGGCGUCCGCGGAACGGUGUUUUAGGGAGAGCUAGGAAAGAACGAAACAGCUGGUUUGUUUGUAAGCGUCGUGUGUGUGGUGUUUGUUGUGCGCGCCGGUGUAGUUCGUCUUGCUUAAACCGAACGGCGGACCUACGUAGUAACUACCUUUUUUCCUCGAGAAGAGAGCACGUGUGUGGGCCUAAAAAGCCGUGCUUUUGUGAACAGCGCCUCCCGAAGCAUGACACAACGGGAUCAUCGAUUUUUGUACGGUCGCCGGCGGCGACAGAGUUCGGGCAUACAACUCGGACCUUGCAGCGGUAGUGAGACUCCCGAAGGCGAAGGGCUGCUGAACCACGUAAAAUGCCGAAAGCAAGGACCACCACCCAUGAGGGAUGGCGUCGACUACGUCAACGCCGGAGAGGAAGACCAAAUGGAAGUGUUUGGGUACCAACCGGACGGCUGUCGCACCCUGGCCACCUGGUGCGGCAUGCUGCUGACGGCUGGCCUGCUGCGGCUCCUCUUCCACUGGCACCCCGCCUGGUGGCUCUACUGCACACACCGACGCUGCUCUCUCCAACAGGCCAUCAGAGUGUUGCUCGUGGAUCAGUACAAGCAGCUUUUUGUAGAAAAAGUUCGAACUAUCCUGCCCUCUGAAGUCAAUGUGUCACUUAUGCUAUCUGUAACAGGCCAAGCAGAUUCCCCUCUUCAAGAGUCAAACAAACUUGAUGAACUUGUGAUGUUGAAAGCGGGGGGUUCGAUGCAGCCGGCCGAGAGCUUAGUCUACUUUGAGAACAAGAAGAUCCGCUACAUCUGGGAUGCCGAGCUCAAGGCAUUCGCAAGGUUGAGGGGUUUCGAUAAAAAUGUGACGUGUUCUUACUUUCACCAGCAGAAGGGCCUUUCGCUCCCGGAGCAAGUGGUUAGACGAGUUCUUUUUGGGGAUAACGUAAUUAGUGUCCAAAUACAGUCAGUCUUUCGUAUCCUCUUUCAAGAGGUUCUUGAGCCUUUCUAUGUGUUUCAAGUAUUCAGCAUAAUCAUCUGGUUCUCUGAUGACUACUACUACUAUGCCUCAUGCAUCAUUGUCAUGUCUACAUUGUCUCUAGUCACAGGCGUGUACCAGAUAAGGCUGAGUCAGAAAGCCUUGAGCGACACCGUACAUGCUAUGGACGUGGUCACAGUCAAGCGAAGCAAAGGAGUCUACGAAAACAUCCCAUCGGAGCAGUUGGUGCCGGGAGACGUACUUAUCGUGCCUCGCAACGGAUGCGUGAUGCAGUGCGAUGCUGUCCUCACAGCUGGAAACUGCAUUGUCAACGAGAGCAUGCUCACAGGCGAGAGUGUACCAGUCGUGAAGACACCACUGCCGAACCCUGGAGCUUCACAGCCAGCACUGGACGUCAUGUACCACCCGAAAGAGCACAGCCGUCACACGCUCUUCUGUGGCACUAGAGUCAUCCAGACGCGCUUCUACGGCACGGAAAACGUCGAGGCUGUCGUCGUUCGCACGGGCUUUCUCACAGCCAAGGGGGAGCUGGUGCGUUCCAUCAUGUUCCCCAAGCCAGUUGAUUUCAAGUUCAACCGACACAUCAAGAACUUCCUCCUGUUCCUCGCAUCCCUGGCUAGCAUAGGAGUCAUCUAUACCAUUGUGCUCAAGUCUCUUCGAGGUGUGCCCGCCUCGAACAUCAUAGUGCGCAGUUUGGACGUCGUCACCAUCGUCAUCCCGCCCGCGCUGCCAGCCGCGAUGACCAUCGGCAUCGUGUUUGCCCAGUCGCGCCUGCGGCGGGCAUUCAUCUACUGCAUCUCACCGCGCUCCAUCAACAUCUCGGGCUGCAUCAACUGCUUCUGCUUCGACAAGACUGGCACGCUAACCGAAGAAGGGCUCGACCUGUGGGGCGUCGUCCCAUCCAGUGGUGGCAGAUUCCAGGAACAGGUUCCCAACCCAAGCAAGCUUCCGUUGGACUCUUUACUGCUCCAAGGCAUGGCCACCUGCCACUCCAUCACGGUCAUUGACCACCAGCUCUCGGGUGAUCCACUUGAUCUCAAGAUGUUCGAGGCCACCAGCUGGGUUUUGGAGGAGCCGGACAUCGAUGACAACUCAAAGUAUGACAUCAUCGCACCGACAGUUGUGCGACCAGGACCUGCCAGCAGUUUAAAAACACCAUCUGUGCCUUCUUUGAAUGCCGCCGGAGACUUGUCUGAGGUGCCUUCGUCCUUCGAGGUCGGCAUAGUGCGCGAGUUCCCCUUCUCCUCGGGCCUUCAGCGCAUGAGUGUGGUCACCCGUGUGUUGGGGUCAACUCACUUUGACAUAUUCUGCAAGGGUGCCCCCGAGACCAUCGCCUCUCUCUCCAAGUCCGAAACAGUGCCACCAGAUUUCGUGGAGACGCUGACGUCUUACACCCAGCAAGGCCACCGAGUGCUGGCACUGGCACACCGGCCAUUGACGUCGAGCUUCGCCAAGGUUCAUCGGCUUCCGCGAGAAGAAGUUGAGAACAAUCUCACCUUUGUCGGACUGCUGGUUAUGGAGAACCGGCUCAAGCCAGAGACCACUUCUGUCAUUCGCACGCUUCGAGCUGCCAACAUUCGCACCAUCAUGGUCACAGGUGACAACAUGCUGACGGCGGUGAGCGUAGCACGCGACUGCGACAUGAUCGAACGGGGCCAGGAGGUGCAGAUCCUCUCGUCGAGCACGGACACAUCAGACAUGGUGCCUGUCCUCAGCUGGCAGUCCUCGGAGGCACCGCCACCGCCCAACAAACCACAUCGCAAGGGCAGUGAUAUCCUUCCCAACGGCGUGACCUCCAUCUCUAUGGGCCAUCCACUUGUUGCUGUGACGGGAAAGACCUUUGCUGUGCUGCGUGAACACUAUCCAGACGUCCUGCAAAAGGUGGCUGUGUGUGGUGCCGUGUUUGCACGCAUGGCUCCUGAACAAAAGCAGCAGCUGGUGGAACUACUUCAGGAAAUGGGAUACUACGUUGGUAUGUGUGGAGACGGUGCCAAUGAUUGCGGGGCCCUGAAGGCAGCACAUGCUGGCAUCUCUCUCUCGGACACGGAGGCGUCUGUGGCAUCUCCUUUCACAUCCAAGGUGGCCAACAUCUCCUGCGUGCCCACGCUCAUCAAGGAAGGCCGUGCAGCGCUGGUGACGUCCUUUGGCAUCCUCAAGUACAUGGCGUGCUACAGCAUGACGCAGUUCACCUCGGUGCUCAUUCUCUACUCUCUCUACUCCAACCUCACUGACCUCGAGUUCCUCUACAUCGACCUCUUCCUCAUCACCCUCUUCGCCGCCCUGUUUGGCCGUACGGAACCAAGCCCGACGCUGGAUAAGCGGCCACCCCCAUCGAGCCUGAUGGGAGUCACACCACUGACGUCCAUCCUUAGUCAGAUUAUACUAGUCAUUGCUGCACAGGUUUUUGGCAUCAUGGCUCUUUGGAAGCAACACUGGUACCAUCCACACGUACAGGUUGCCGGGGCGGAUGAUCAAGAAGAGCUGGCAUGCCACGACAAUUACACAGUUUUUGCAGUGUCUGUCUUCCAGUACAUCACCCUGGCCGUGGUAUUCUCUCGAGGGCAUCCGUAUCGCAAGACAAUCCUAUCCAACUAUUUGUUCAUUUCGGCGUUGGUGGUGAUGACGGCUUUUAGUUUGUACCUGGUGCUCUACCCCACCGAAAUUCUCAUCGCUGGCUUCGAAUUCCACAUGAUAGACGUAGAGAUGAGGUUCCGGUUGCUCUGCGUCGCCAUUGCUCUGGGCCACUUCAUCAUUGCUUACAUCCUGGAGGACUAUUUCGUUCAGGGUUUCGUUUUCAAGCAGCUCCAGCUGCGAUUCUUCAGCACCUCGACUCCGUACAAGGAGCUACAGGAAGAACUCAAGGACCAGUCACCAUGGACGCCACUAUCACGAGAGUCGUCCAUCAAUAGCGGCGGCACCCGCCGAACAACCCGGGACUGCAUUCUCCAACCCAGUGCCUUACAGCUCGCGUCUCCGCAGGAAGACACCAGUGUCGACAGCGCCAUCGUUGUCGACGCCUUCGGGAGUGAGGGCCCAGCCACCGACAGGCAAAACGGCAACUGCGCGGCACCACUACCCUGCGUCACGCACAUGUGACGAACGUUCCCCAAUGCUUCUCGCGCAAAUCGCUUCGUGACGGGGCGGUUUAGGUCGCUCGCCUUUGCCAUCCACCGUCGCCUCUUUUUGGUGGUUGCAGACUGCAAGUGAAAAGGAGGGCCACGGAGGGGUGAAAAAGAGUUGCAUUCGUUGCGAGCGACAAUUGAAGUGGCACGCAUUUUGUGAUUGCACGUCGUGGCAACUACACUUUUCACUUAACGAUUGAGGCACCCCAUUAUCAGCUCUGUGUGGAUCGUUGUAGUAAAGUUGCGCUUUAACGUGUGAAGAGGAGUGCGGUUGCAAACGAUUCGCUAAUGGCUCAAUUUUUCUGCUUAGCUAGCUGCCGUGGCUGUGCAGGUUGAAAUGGAUGGGGUAGGAAACCGAAUCAAUUGCCGUUUGCUAAAGCGGCUUCUACGGCGUACUUCAUACGGUCGAUUUGCACGCAUUUCAACUUUUGCAGACUGUGAUGCCUCCGAUCGUAAUCUCGUGCAAUUAAUAUUAAAAUAUUGUGAAGCUAUUAAAGACAAACACGGUGGGGCUACAGUGUCGAACCUGUUCAACUUUUUAAAAAGCUUGUUUGUUUUGAGACUUCUGACACUGUCUGUUUCAAGUCUUUCGCCGCGUUUCAUUUGCGAUGUAUGUGAUAACCCGUGGGCAUGACUGAUUUGUAUAUGCCAUUUGUUGGCGGCCACAUUGCAUGAAAGCACACGAUAGUCCUUUGUAUUUUCAGGUAUGUUACGCAGAAUUGGUGCCUAUGCGCACCUAGUUUUGGCAAUUAAAUUUGUGUGUCUGAAGUAUUUCAGUAGUACUACUUCAGUCACAUUGCAGUCAACUUCAGUUUAACGUGGAGAUCAAGUUCGCUGCAAGAAAAAAAAGUAAACGUGAAUCACUCAUCACAGGCACUUAGAGCAUGCACGUAUUUAUUGUCUGUUGUACUGUCUGUGUCCUUACGUUUACUAUGUUUCAUUCAAAAAGAAGAUUUUCAGACAGUCUGCAUGUUAAAGGAGUACUGACACAAAAAUUUUACAUCUUGCGUUGUAUCGCGUAGUUACCCACUUAUCACAGAUGAAAACUUCAUUUGCUCAAGUGUGCGAUGGUUAAUUCAUUGAAGACAUUUUUAUAGCGCCCAGAUGCAGUUUCGGCUUCAGAGUGCGCCGAGAGAGGUUGAACCCAGGGUGGCUUUUUUGUAAACACAGUUGGCCGUGGCAGCGCACAAAACAGUGACACUCUCGUCGUGCAUGGCAUCGCGUGCAUAUGAGCACAGCGUCGACAACUGCGGCAGACAGCGCACGCGAGGAGCAUGGCAGCCAACAAAAACUCGUGCCGUAGGUGUUUGUUGAUUGUUUACAUUAAAACUAAGCUGAUGCCGCAAGACUCUUUUUCACGGUCAUUUGCGUAGCAUACACUUUAAAAUUUAUUUUAGAUGUUCUAGGCCAGCAUUAGCCGUUUAUAUUUUGGGGUUGUGUCCACACAAAUCUAUAUCACAAGUUAUCUCUCCUUCAAAAUCUUGUGUCAGCACUCCUUUAAUUCUAAAAUUUGAAUACUGUAGUAUCAGAGUUACUUCUGCCUGUUCCUGAUUGGAAGUGUGGAUUUAUAGUAGUAGCAGCAGCUGGACUCGCUUUUGUAUCGAUUUUUAGUCAUCUUUUGCUCUUGCCGCUUCUGCCUGCUCAUUUCAUCGGCUCAUUCUUUGUUGCUUGCAAGAUUCACAGGUAAUCCAAUGUUUCAGCUAAUUCGAACACGUAGUAGAUUAAAACUGGCUCUCUAACGUUUUCGCCUAACUGUUUUCACAUUUGAACCUUGGCGUAGCAAACGCAGGCAACGAAUUACGUUUCAUUUUACUGAAACUUUUUGCCUUCCCAUAGCCAUGAAAGGUGGGUAAAAAUUGGGGCGUGAAUAACUGAAACAGCCAGCUGUUUGAUGUCCGUGGUCCUCUAUAUGUAUAAAUGAUUGAGCUGACCAUUGUCAUCUGAAAAAAAAAAAAAAAAAAAGAAUCAAGGCUGUACGUGCAUUUGGUUACUUUGCCUGGUCACGUAUAUAUAUUUGACCUCAUGCAGGUAUGCACAUACUGUUAGCUUGAGUAGUCGUCUUUGCCUUCGAACUUGUACAGUUUGUAACAGAGGUACGUGUAUUCGUGAGUUUGGGUUAACGAGAGUCUGCUAUUAGUAUGCUGUUGGUAUGCCAGCUGUGCAUGGAAGCCGCAUGGCCACAGACUUUACGAGGGCUUCAGCCGCUUCCAGCAAAUGUUUUUUUUUUUUUUAUCAAUUGAGAAACGAGCCUUCGGGAUUUCGAACCUUGUUCAAUCGGAAGCGAUCUGCUGUGCACAGCAAUGGAAGGUUAUAAGUUGUAGGUUCGAUGCAUCUCUUCUAGCCAUCUCCUCUUCGUUCUUGUUAACAAGGUGCAUUGCGGCCGGAAUCGUGUUGCCGAUUGCCACUGCGAAACGAAAAGCUUGCGUGGAAAGAGAUUGAAUGAGUGGUCUCUUCCAUGCCUGCAUUUGAGUGCGUUUCAUUCUCCGAUUUCAAUCCAUACUCUGCUUUUGCUGGAAGCAGUUGCUGCCUUUACGACAUUCCCUUAAAGAUGUGAAAAGGACGUGCUCGCAUUUCGCCUGGUGUUUCCUUUCUUAAGCUGGACACAGAAACGUUCGUAAGUUUGUCCAUGUCUGUCCAGAUAUACAUGCAAAGUUUUUUAACACCUUUUCUCUUUCUUUUUUUCUCUUGCUCACUCAUAAAUUGAACCUUUAUUGCAUUGUGGUGACUGAUAAGAAAAAAAAGUUGCUCUGGUGAAGUCUUCAGAGUGAGGCCUUCCAUUGCUUGAAGUCCUUGCAGUGAAUUUAGAGCACUGAAGUCUUCGGUUUAUUCUCUCCAGUGAAGUCCUCAUUAUGGGGUUCUCCCUGGGAAGUUCUCAUGAUGCAGUCUUCGCUGUGAAGUCUUCGACGUGAAGUAUUCGUUAUGAAAUUCUCAGCAUAACGUCCUCACCCUGAAGCCCUCACUGUGUGGUUGUCGCAGGAAAGUCCUUGCGAUAAAGUCUUGGCUAUGAAUUCUUCAUGAUGAAGUCUCCCUAAUGAAGACUUUAUUACGAAGCCUAAUCAAGGGAAUCAAGGACUUCUCAUUUCACAGUAGUGUUCGCAGUGAAAUCACUGCCUGGCCUUUCUGAUUUCCUGUAACAAAAACUGUUAGGAAUGCCUGGGCAUGAAUAGUGCGGGUACUUCUGCUGCUGCCCUUCACUUGCUUGGCUUGAGAAUUCAAGUGUGUGUGUGUGUUAAUUCACAAGGUGCUUCUAGUCUCCGAGAUAAUGGUGAGCGAAUUUUCACUGAGUGACGUAGUGUGGUAUUAUGCAUCGUGUUUGCCUGGCCUUGCCAUUGGGAUCUUUUAUUGCUAUCCAACUCUCCUGCAGUUGCCAGAAAAGUUGGCAAGUUUGCUAAACAAAAAAUAGUCGGCCUCAACAGUCGUUUAUUUCUGCCAGAAAAGCCUUACUCCUUGCAUAUUUUUUCGUUUUGGUCUAGCGAAUAGUGAUGUUAAACUUGACUGAGGCACAGCUCGUUAACAAGCAGGUGGAGAAGUGUUAUUUGCAGUUCUUGGCGAUAGUCUUGCCUUUGUUGAGUUCGUUGGGCUUCACUAUGUACUUUGCUCACUUGGCGUUGGCUAGAUUUUUUUUUUUUCGUCUAUUCUGCCGUGUGUACAAAUGGUCCUGCUUACUGGCCGUCAACCCAAACAAAAUAUAGCUGUAGGUUUUUGUUUUUCUUUUUGCUGUUGGUUAUCUUAUUUAUUGUCACACUGCUUCCGCUGCAUAUUGACCCGGUGAUUUAUGUGCUAUGUAUUUGUAUGCAGUGGGUAAACUGCACUUCUGUGUACUUAUAGACUGAUUCUUGCUAGUCCCUGUUGAACUCUUAUAGUGUGUGCGGAGGAGUCUAUGGCGUGCACAGAGGAUCUGGUUGACCAUUCAACGAUUUGAGGCCAUCUACAACAAAAUCUCAGCUUUGAUUGAUUGGUCAUUAGUGAAUGGUACUUAAUACUGAAGCAACCUUGGCAUUGCUCUAGAGAUGAUAAUUGUCACAACGUUAUCAAAGUGACUCAUAACGUAUUACGAGCAGUGGCAGCUGUGACUAUGCACUGUCUGUCUAAGAAAUCAAUUUGAUCUCUCCCGCUCUUAUAUCAGCAGCCUUUGAAUAACCUCUCAGCAGACUGACGCAGUCACCUCGUGAUUGCUGGGCACGAUGCCUAUCCCAGAACGUUAAUUGCCUUCCAAGAUUUCGAAUGCUUGCUGCAGGUUCCACCUACACUGUGAGGUCAUCCCCGGGUGCCUAUAUUGUGGCGGUAUUCUUUAGCAAUCGUGACACCAACUUUACUUUGCACCGGACUCAUCGGUGUAUGGGCCGACAGUGUUGGUGUCGCCGUACCGAGCUUGCCAUCUUUGCACUCUGCUACGAACACUGCCGGCCUUGCACUUCUCCGCACCUGGCUGCUGAGUCAUGCAAAAUCUCACGACAGCCGACGAUUGCUCGAGGAUACCACUCUCUGGUCCUUGACAGUUGCGGGCUGUAUGUUGUUUGUGACUGGUGGUAAUGACAGCAUUCUCUUCAGAGCAUUCACUCGCACCUCAAAUGUGACAGUUUUCAUGGCGGCUGCUUUAUGUCUGUGCUUUGUACUCUUCUGAAAUUCCAUUGCAGCUGGCCUUCAGCUGUCGCACUGUACCUUGCAUAACACUCGAGAUGUUAUUAAACCCUGUGCGUUAGUGCUCUGCCUAUGUCACACGAAUUUUAUGUGAGAAUCCACGACGUCAUGAAGCACACUUCAUACAGGUCAUCACUUGACUUGUUUAACUGGAAUAUCCUGUUUAUAACUGGUAUGUGACAAAUGGAUUAUCAUUGUGUACAGGCAUUAGCAGUAGUAGUACCCACUGCACAGAAGCUGACCACUUUUCCUAAUCGAAAUUCAGCCACUUUCUUCUCUGCUGCGGGUGUUACAUUGCCAAGUGUCGUGCGCUGCGCAGAACUGUUCAACUGUGGACCACUUUGACACUCUUGCUGCCAGUAAUCUUCUUCAUCUCAAUCUUUUCUUCCUUUCAUUCUCUCUCUGAACAACCUGCAUUCAGUGUUAAAGUAAUUUCCGUCCAAACACAUUGGGCAAGUGUGCGUACGUGUCUGCUUCCUGUACAUUCAUACGUCGCUUGCGUGGAAUCUCAAGCAUGCUUUGUAAUUCGUCGGGUGCGCUACACAGAUCGUAGACUGGGCAAAGCAAGACUGUUUCUUUUGCGUACUUUACAAUGUGUGCAGUUUUGUCAUUUACGGGUUUGAUGCGCCGGUUUACAAGUUGAAAAAAUUGAGCUCCUCGAGUCCAUUGUCAUGUAAUGCAGAGGUGGCUCUUUCUUUGAGAUGUUCUAUUGAGGUGCUACAUAUUGGUUAAGGGCUGUUGCCAACAGUUGGAGCACAUUCAUCUCGUCAUCGAUUGAUCAUGCAGAUUGCCGUGACAGCAACUGCAGCUGCUUACUGCCACUUUCGAAAAUUCCUUUUCAGACUCGUAAAAUUUUCUACAUUGUACCAAUUCUGCCACACCUGACACCUAAGUGCGAAUAAGUUGCUGGUUGUGCCGGGUUAGCGUCUGCCAUGUAUGAAACUGUCUGCUUCAUGCUUUGCAAUAGUGUUUUCUUUGUUAAAAUCAAACUGAGCUUAUUAAGUACACACAGCCCUAAUCAGAGACGCGCAUUGGCGUCCAUCACGUUGUGUCCGAUGAGGCGCACGUUAGUUGUCCUCACAUACUUUCAUCUGCCGCAGUAAAGUGCUGCGGAGCGGGUGCCAUUUGCAGUACGCAUCACACCACUCCGAGACUCGUUUCGAUAGCCCCCGUAACUGCAACUAGUACGUGUGACGUUUCAUGUGAGAGAUACAAAUACAGUUGAAUCUUGUUAUAAUGAACACUGAUAUAGUGAAUUAUCUGUUACAGUGAGCUAAUGAAAAACUUUGGCUAGCCACGCUUCAUUUCAGUGACAUUUGUUUUUAACAACACUGAAGACGUGAGAGCCGCCGCGAUAUCAACUGUAACAAGAAAUAUGUGGUUCGCGCAAUGCUCAAAACUCUGAAAUUAACAUGAAGAGCAAAAUAAAUAUUGAAAGACAAUUAACAACCACAUUUUUUUUAAAUGUAGUUGUGACAUUAAAAAUUUGGUUUAAAAUGUGGUAAAAGUGUAGUGGAAAUUCUGACCAUUUAACGCAAGAAAAAGUGCAUUUUACCGGUUGAACCUCCUCAACGGCUUGAAAAGAAGGGAAAUCUUUAGAAGCGCUUUUAUAGUGGAUUUGGAGCCAAGAAUAAUAAAUUUCUGCGUCUAGGGUUUUUGCGGCAGCCAGAUUGCCGAUUUUUAUCUAUAUGGUUACAAUGAAUAUACGAUAUACCGAACUAAUUUAUGGUCCCAAUGCUACUUCGUUAUAACGAGGUUCUACUGUGUUGGCAAAGAAUGAAUUUAUGCAAACUUAGCUUAACUUCAUUCCUUGCUUCUGUCCGCGUCUUUUACGCGCAACAUUGCACCUACUAAUGGCAGACCAGCAGGCCCAAGUAGCAAUCUUCGUGUAGUUACUGCGACAUGUCAUCGCUGCUCACGUGUGAUCUCUUCAUGAUUAUGUCUUCAAGGAUGUGAGACGUGGGCACCUUUGGCAGUCCGUCGAAUUGGCACACUCGUUAUCGCAUCAGCUCCGAGUGGAUGUCCUGCGCUACAACUAGAGAGGCCCGCAAAUAAUUGCACCUUCGAUUUUCCGUUUGCCUGCUGCAUCCACGCGUAUACGGUCUUCCAAGUAUAUAAGCAUUGCCUUGCCAAGGAGCACUGUACGUGCAACGUACACCGAGGUUGUCAUUGCAAAAGGGCCUUCAACUUAGCUGUCGGGUGACGGCCAAUAGGACGUUACCAGCCACGAGAUAACAAAGUCAAAGUUAUCUUCCUCUUACAGCCAUGUGAGGAAGGACACUGCGGGAAUUUUAAGUUCUCAGCGGCAUGUGCGCUUUGUAGUCUGACUUUCCUUUUAUAUUCUUGUACUUAUAAGUGGCCGAGUGGGAAAAAAGAAACGUUCGUACUGCUUCCACUUUGCAACAGCGAUGCUUGUAGUGACAAUGAGGGCAUUUUUCUUGUUGAUGUCAUGAAAAAAAAAAAAAGUGAAAAUGCUGGGUGUAAGAAAAAAGAAAAGAAAUUACUACAAGAAAUGUGACAUAUCUACUGUGAAAUUUGUUUUUAUUCGAAAAAUAAAAAAAGGAAACAUUC